AAUGACUCCUGGGAUCAGGACAAACAGCAUUCAUGAUAGCAAGUGGUGAGAUAAUUGGAAUGCGGUAGUGCCUUAGCACCGUCCCCAUGUCGGAGACGGCCAAUAAACUUUCUGCUCUCCAGGACUCUGGUGGAGAUGGCACCACAGGAGAGCGUCGCUUGCGCCAGUUGGAGUCCCUUUUCCUUGGAGGACCUAUCCAAGGACAAGGGCAGUGUUUUAGUAUUGAAACAUUGCUUGAUAUCCUUCUGGUGUUAUAUGAUGAGUGCUGUAAUUCUUCUUUACGGCGUGAGAAAACAGUUUCUGAGUUUAUUGAAUUUGUUAAGCCAAUUGCAAGCAACAUUAAAUCUUUGCGGCUUUCAAGAGAAGACUUUGAAAUUGUGAAAGUAAUUGGACGAGGAGCGUUUGGGGAAGUAUGUGUAGUCAAAAUGAAGGGUAGUGAUAAAGUUUAUGCAAUGAAAAUACUCAACAAAUGGGAAAUGUUGAAGAGAGCCGAAACAGCAUGCUUUCAAGAAGAGCGUGAUGUCUUGGUUUUUGGUGACCGCCGGUGGAUUACCAAUUUGCAUUUUGCUUUUCAAGAUGAAAAUAAUUUGUAUUUGGUCAUGGAUUAUUAUUGUGGAGGUGAUUUAUUAACAUUACUGAGCAAAUUUGAAGACCGUCUUCCAGAAGACAUGGCUCGAUUCUACAUUGCAGAAAUGAUUUUGGCUAUUGGGUCUAUUCAUGACCUGCGCUAUGUUCAUCGUGAUAUCAAACCCGACAACGUUCUGUUGUGUGCUAAUGGUCACAUUCGUUUAGCUGACUUUGGUUCGUGUCUCAAACUGUCACCGGAUGGUACAGUUCAAAGUAAUGUAGCUGUGGGGACUCCUGAUUACAUUUCUCCAGAAAUAUUAAGAGCUAUGGAAGAUGGCCAGGGGAGGUACGGGCCAGAGUGUGAUUGGUGGUCUCUGGGUGUUUGUAUGUAUGAAAUGCUCUAUGGUGAGACUCCAUUUUAUGCAGAGUCGCUUGUUGAAACUUAUGGAAAGAUUAUGAACCACAAGAACUGUUUUGACUUUCCUUGUGAUGUUGGGUAUGAAGUAUCGGCUGAAGCCAAAGAUCUAAUGAAGAGACUGAUAUGUAGCUCAGAGCUAAGAUUGGGGCAGAAUGGAAUUGAUGAUUUUAAAAACCAUGCUUGGUUUGUGGGGGUUGAUUGGUCAAAUCUCAGAGAUACAACUGCUCCUUACAUACCUGAAGUCAGUAGUCCAACUGACACCUCGAACUUUGAUGUAGAUGAAGCUGAUACUCGUACCUCAGAUGCUGUACCACCUACAGCAGCAAACCCUGCAUUUUCUGCCCUGCAUUUGCCCUUUGUUGGGUUCACAUUCACCUCAGGGAGUUGUAUUUCAGACCUGGGUAGUGUGCCCAGCAACACAACUGUGAUAACACGCCGUAUCAAACAAUUAGAAGAGGAAAACCAAACUUUAAAAAGAAAUCUCCUAGAUGCAAAAGAAAAUAAUCUUGUUCAUUACCCCAAUGAUUUUGCCUCAAAUGAGGAAACCAAGAGAUUAUCUCCUACCACUGAAACUGCAAAUGGUACUCGACGUCUUCAAGAUGAAAUAAAUACCCUCACAAAACGGAAUUGCGAACUAGAAAAUCAAUUAAAAGUCCUUGAGCAGCUUCAAAAUCAAGCACCGGACCUUAAAAUCCUCUCACUAGAAGGGGAAUCUAGUACUCGAAUAAGGGAAUUGGAGAAAAUGGUUCGCAUGCUGCAACAAGACAGGGAUGAGGCUCUUAAGGAUAAAGCUGAUGUGCAUGAAAAAAUUAAGAUACAAGAUAAAGAGUUAAAGGAAGCUCUCACUCAACGGAAAUUAGCCAUGGAUGAAUACACAGAGGUUUCAGACAAGUUGUCAGAGUUGCGCCAACAGAAGCAAAAACUCUCUAGGCAGGUGCGGGACAAGGAAGAAGAGCUGGAAGUGGUGAUGUCGAAGGUGGAUGCAUUACGAAAUGAUAUAAGAAAAGCUGAGAAACUAAGGCGUGAACUUGAAGCCAGAGUUGAUGAGGCCAUAGCUGAAGCAACCAAAGAACGAAAGCUCCGAGAGAGAAGUGAAGAGUACUGCCGUCAAGUUGAAGCAGAGGCAGAACAAAGAGUGAGGUCUCGUGCUGAUAGCACAAGUAGUUCUGCUGCUGUCCACGCCAGUCAAGAAAUAGCUCGCCUUAAAGCUGAAGUUGAGAAGAUAGAGGUGCAGUAUAAUGAAGACUUAAACCAGCAACAGACUCGCUACAACUUGGAGAUUUGCAGCCUUAGAGAACAGUUACAAGAGUCUGACAACACACGUGAAGUGCUUGAAAGAGAGGUGGCUGUAUUCAAGGAUCGUUUAGAUUCAAUUCGGCUUGAGAGUGUAGCAGACAGUGAAGAAGCAGUUGCUGAGUUAAGUAGAAGGCAUGAUAGGGAUAAGGCAAUGCUACUUGACGAGAAUAAGAAACUCAUGAUUGAGAUGGAAUCGGCCCGAGAUGCUUUGGCACGUAUGCAAGCUGAACGAAGACAACUUGAAAGUGAUUAUGAAGAUUUGAGAACAAAAAAAGAUGCCAUAGCUCAGUGGGAGGCUCAAAUAACAGAGAUCAUUCAAUGGGUUAGUGAUGAAAAGGAUGCAAGAGGAUACUUGCAAGCUCUCGCCACCAAGAUGACUGAAGAACUAGAAUACUUAAAACAUUCAGGAGUGGGCAACACUCCAGCUGCUGACAAGAAUUGGAGAAACAGACGCAGUCAAAAACUUGAUAAAAUGGAGCUUUUAAAUCUUCAAAGUAGCUUGCAGUCUGAAAUUCAGGCAAAGCAGGCAAUAAGUGAAGAACUAAGCAAAACUCGAUCAGAGUUGAUAGCUGCCCAAAAGGAAUUGAGGGAUGUUCGACAGCGAUUGGACAAUCUUGCUCAUGAUGUGAAACGCAAAGAAUCUCAAGUAAAGGAAUUACAGUCUCGCCUGGACUCAGGAGAAGGAUCUGCACACUCACCUUUUAUUAGGAGUGGAAACCAUGUCCUGGAAAGACCCUCAUCUCAAAUGUCCUACCUGGACCAUUUUCUCAAGGAGUCAUCUGCUCGCCAUGGAGGGUCUGUUGAAAGUGAAGAGGGUGACAUUGAAGACAACCGGGCUCCAUCAGUCUCGAGUAGCAAGUCCAACCUUUCUGAACUAAGCAUUGAUCCGGGCUCUCCACUUGGAUUGGAUUUGAAUCUCAGUAUGGGCCAUCAUAGUGGUGGCAAACUACCUCCUCAUCUAGUUCCCCAUCACAUGAACAUUGCUGCCAUGAAACCAAAAUCUCACCAAUUUCUUGUUCGCACGUUCAGUUCCCCAACCAAAUGCAAUCAUUGUACAUCACUCAUGGUGGGGUUGACCAGACAAGGGGUUGUAUGUGAAGUUUGUGGAUUUGCUUGUCACAUGUCCUGUUGUGAUAAAGUUCCAGCUGUAUGCCCGGUACCACCAGAUCAAACCAAAAGACCUCUGGGGAUUGAUCCCACUAGAGGCAUCGGAACUGCUUACGAAGGGUAUGUGAAGGUACCAAAAACAGGUGGAGUCAAAAAGGGAUGGGUCAGGCAGUUUGUUGUUGUCUGUGACUUCAAACUUUUCCUCUAUGAUAUUUCACCUGACCGCAAUGCCCUGCCAUCUGUAUAUGUGUCACAAGUUUUAGACAUGAGGGAUGAAGAUUUUGCUGUGAGCUCUGUUCGGGAAUCUGAUGUCAUACAUGCUACAAAGAAAGAUAUUCCAUGCAUUUUUAGGAUUACAACAUCUCUCAUGGAUCCUCCCUGGCUUAAAAAUCACACAUUGAUGCUGGCUGACACUGAAAGUGAAAAGACAAAGUGGGUAGUUGCCCUGAGUGAACUACAUCGCAUUCUGAAACGUAACAAUCUUCCAAACACCACUAUAUUCCGAGCAAAGGAAUUACUGGACAACACACUUGCCUUCAUAAAAAAUGCCAUGUCAGGUGCAAUUAUUGAUCCUGAUCGUCUAGUCAUUGGAACAGAAGAAGGGUUGUUCUGCUUGGAUUUGGAUCGCAAUGAAAUGGCUCGUGUUGGAGAAGGCAAGAAAGUGUACCAGUUGGAGUAUGUGCCAGAAGAGCAGUUACUAGUGGUCCUGUCUGGAAAGCAACGUCAUGUUCGUCUCAUACCUGUUCGUGCAUUGGAUGGGGAUGAUGUAGAAUGGAUUAAGGUUGCUGAAACAAAAGGCUGCUUGACCUUUGCCACUGGUGUGAUGUCUCGAUUACCUCAAUCCAGCUAUUGUCUGUGUGUGGCAAUCAAAAGACAGAACACUUCUCAAGUUAUAAUUUAUGAAAUAACUCGUACAAAAACACGUCAUAAGCGCUUGAGAGAGGUAAUGCUACCUACAACAGCUCAAUCCCUCAAUAUUUUAAGUGAAGGAAGGCUUUGUAUUGGAUACCAAUCUGGAUUCAGUGUUUAUAGUAUUGCUGGAGAUCAUCAUGCUAUCUCUUUAGUCCAUCCGGAUAACCAACUUCUAGGAUUUUUAGCCUACAGUGCUGUUGAUGCCAUGCGAUGUGUGGAGUUAUCUCGAGGAGAGUUUCUUCUUGUUUUCCAAACUCUUGGUCUGUAUGUUGAUACCCAAGGCCGAAAGUCUCGUGACCGUGAAAUUAUGUAUCCUGCUAUACCUCUCUUUGUGAGUUAUUGCGAUGGACACCUAAUGGUCUAUACUGAGACACACAUUGAUGUGUUUAAUGCUGCCUCUGGAGAAUGGGUACAGACAAUAAAUGUGAAGAGAGCUCGUCCUCUUAAUUCGUCUGGAUCUCUCAGCAUGUGUGUGAUUAAUGAUAUGCCACACAUAAUCUACAUUUGUAACGUCCAUCAAAGAGAACAAAUUAAUGUAACUGGAGUAGAUGCCUCUGGCCGAGUUGUUCCUCGUCCUCGCCGAAGGUUCUCCAUGAGGGAGGGCCACAGAGCCACCAGAGCACCGGACCGCAGAUCAAAGAUGAUAUCAGCUCCAACCAAUUUUAAUCACAUAAGUCACAUGGGUCCUGGUGAUGGCAUUCAAAUUCAAAGACUUUUGGAUCUGCCAACAACUCUAGAGACAGCUGAUCAAAGGGGUGGUUUUCACACUGCCGCCUCAACGUCUGCCAAGAUGUCUGCCACUCCUCCAAGACAUGCUCCUCACCCGCCGCCGCACCAAGAACAGCGGCGAAUGUCAGGAAACAUGCAGCGGACCCCUCCACCGAGCUACACAGGACUGAAUGGAUCCAGUAUGUCUUCCAGGCGCGGCGUCGCUCCACCUCGCCCGUCGGUCACACCGCCCUCCCUCCCUCGCUCUCCCGACUCGGCGCCCAACGACGGUGCUGUUGGUAACAGCGCGGACCCUUUGGCGUCAAUGUCCUCUCUAUCACAUCCCAGCCAUUCCAGUGUGUCCUCUCUGCACGAUAUUAUGAGGGAGGCUUCAGCAAGUGGCGGUAGUCCCCGUCACUCUAUUGCAUCAAAUAACAGCAGUAACCCAAGUACCCCACCCAGCCCAGCUCAUGGUGACCAUGGGUCCUCUAGCUAUGAUAGCUAAUUUAGUGCAUUGGUGUAUCUACUUACCUCCAGUUUUCUGUCUCCUUUCUUUUAUCCAUCCCUAUUUUAUUAAUCUAUUGCUUUUAAAGAAGUCUUGAUUGAUUUUUUUUUUUUUGUUUGUUUUGCUUAGUGAAAAUAAGCAUCCAAAGAUACACAGUAUUAGUCCUCCAGAACAAAAGGGGCACUUGGCAAAAUUAUGUACUCCAUUUAAUCUUAAUGAUUUAGAAUGUGUACUGGAAAUUUUCAUGUUUGCCUUUUUUUGUCUUUAUUUUUUUUUUUUUUUGGUUGUUUGUUUGAUUGUUUGUUUGAUUGACUGCUUCGAUUUAUUUUAUUAUUUGGAAAUUUGUGGAGUGCUGGGGUUUGCAUUUUAUUAACUAUUUAUUCUGCACUGUUUACAACAAAGCAGAUAAGUUCCAUCCUAGAGUUGUUGAUGCCUUGCAACAGCUUUCUUUCUAAUUCCUGUUAUGAAAUUCACCAUGUGCAAUGUUUGAUAUUGAUACAUUAUUUUUGCUUUGUGCCAUCUCACCUAAAUGUUGUACAUGACCCUUGCACUUUCCCUAUUGUUUAUUUAUGUAUUUGCUGCGUUUACCUAUUAUUUAGGUAACAAAAUGUUUAUACUGUCAUCUUUUACGUCAACAGAUCCCUGAGAUGAAAGACUUGACAUAUUCUAUGUAAGAAUGCAUCAUCUAACCAACUAUCACAUAGUAAAAAUACUGACUUAUGUUUAGUGUGUAGUGACUCAGGGUAGUGACUGAAAUUUUUUAAAAAGAUUGAUAUGUAUAAUUUCCAAGGUUGGUUAUUCAUAGAAUAUCAGUUGGAAACUUGUCAAGGCUCAGAAAUUUUGGUUUUUGUGUUGGAAACAUGAAAGACACAACAUGUUGAGUAAUGUUAUUGAAAACAGGUACUUCAAGGCUUUUAUUGUUGUGGGUGCAUUCUUUUGACUGUUGCUGUUACUCUAUUUUGAAAUGAUUCUAAACAUUAGAUUUGGAGUGAAACACUUUGACCAAAAGAUUUACUGCCACUGAUUCAAUACCUCUCAUGACCAAAUUGUCAAUUAAAAGGACUCAACUUUUUUUUUUCUUGCAAUCUUUACAUCUCUAACAUUGGAGUAUUGAUUAAAUGAAUUAUUUUGUAAGGCUAUAGGUACUAAAUUUACGCAUUGACUGUUAGAUAAUGUCAUUAGUGUUCCUCAAUAGCUCAGAGCUGUUACAAUCGGCAAUAACUCUAGAUCUUCAAGAAAAUUUCUGCAGUGUCAUGUAAAACUCUAAAUCUCAUUUUUAUUUAUAUUUCCAAACAGAGAUCUUGCAUUUGAGGUUUUGAGUGGUCUUUACACGGUCUUUAUGUACCCCUAUGUGGUUAUUGCAAACUCUUUCAGCCCAUUUGAAUUAUUGCUUUAUUUGAAGUGUGGCAUUACUUACACAACAGUGCAGUAUUGUGCAAACCCCUUGUUCCUGUUAAUUUUAGUCAAUGAAAUGUCAAUAUUUGAAUGCAGUGAAAGCAAGGACUCUUAAAUGGAUUGUAUUACUUAUUAUUUAUUCAAAUAAGUAGAUGUACUGCCAAGCAAUACUAUCUAUCUUGUUUAAACUUUAUUUAUGUGAAAUACUAUGAAUUAUUUACAUACAUUUUUCCCACUGAGAUUUAUUAUUGGCUGCAUGUCAUUCUAAUUUCUUCCCAGGCCAUCUGCUUGAUUUGCAGAUGAAAUGGCUUUCAGAAUUAUUAAUUUUCUAAGUUUAUUUAUUGCAAUGUCUGUAGAUAUUAUUGUAUAUCUUGCAAUAUAUCUCAGAAAUAGCUUCUAGUCAUUGUCUUACUUUGAAUUUUUACCAUAGAUGGUAUUACCAACUUAUUACGUCACCCUAAUGCUCCAAUUGUCUUGUUCCAACCAGAUUUAAUUUGUACUCAGAGCAUAAGAAAUUCUAUAUGAAACUCACAUCCUCAUCUUAACCUUGUGUCCUUGUCAGCAUUUUACAAAUAUGCAGACUAGAAAGUAAUAAAUGACUGGUAAUCUGUAAAUUUAUGAUGGAGUGUACAUGUCAAUGUAAAAAAUACCAAUGCCUGUUCACUCAACGAUAGGUAUGGGACAAUAAUUUAACCCUCUUAUGUAGUUUAACACCUUAAUUCAUACAAGUACAAAAUGUACGUACCUUAAUGAAUAAGAACAAAGUCUAACAUAGGAAUAGUGUGUUAUGUAUGGAAUUUUCAUUUUGCAAUAAGUAUUUGUUCUAGAUAUUUUAUGCUUAAAUAUGAUUGUAGCCUGAAUCAGUCUCUUAAAUAUUUAGUACUAGAUGCCAUUGAUAUGGACGAGGGUGUAAGUUGGUGGAUGUUUGGAUGUUCUUUCAAUAACUUGCCAUGUAUGUUGCCAUGCCUCUAAUAACUCUUUUGCUGUAUGCCUCUUUUCUAUAUAUUUCUAAAAAACUAUUGUAUAUGACCCAAUUGGUGAAAGAUUCAAGAUAAGGCCUUUCUUUACUAUUUUGAGAAAUGAAACGAGUUGCUUUAGGCAUGGUGCUUGGAUUCUUCUAACAUGUUUGAAAGCAAUUGCUCAGGUUGAAAGUACCAUAUUUUGCAGGUAUGUACUGUUACACUAAUGUUGAUGCAUGGUCUGGAAUGGAAAUUGUAUCUCUAACUGUCAGGUGGUGUAUUCAUAUAAGAUCUGUUGAUUUGUAUUGUAUUUUGUACCCAUAAUGUAUUAAAAUUAUUACUUGAAACUCUUAUUGAAAACUGUUCAUGAUUCUUCAAGGCUUUUUAUGGUAUUUGGAGGGAAAGUCUACCCCAAUUUUUCCUUGUCUUGGAACAGAUCUGCUUCUCCUAUCGACAAAAUGCAAUUGUUUUUAUUUUGCUCCUUUGAUGAUUUAUUCAUUAGGUAGGCUAGUUUGUUUGCUCUUCCCAUGACCUUUAGAAACUGCUGGGAUCUUCUGUUACAGUUUCGCAAGUUUGUGUCUUUUUAAUGUAUGUAGCAAAAAAAAUGUGAUCUAGUAUGAUGAUACUGUUUUUAAAUGUGAACACCUUGCUUUCUACUGCAUUUUCUCUUACGACUGGAAUUUACUAUCAUUGUAACACUAAGUUCUGCCAUAUUUAUCUGGGUGCCUUGAUGGAUGGAUCAUCAGAUAGUUGGACUUCCUCAUAAGGUAUAAACUUUGUAAUGUAAACCAUACAUGCAUUUCAACAGCACCUGUUUAUUUACUUUUACAGUGGUAGGUUUGGUUGUUUUCAUCAACAAGGACAUGAUAAGCAUUGUAACAGUCACUUAUUAUUAAUUUGCAAAACUUGUCUAUCUUUUAUUCAUAAGUACUUCUGUAUGUUAUGUUUCAUAUUUUUUUAUAAUUUACAGCUCUUAGUAAAAAGUUAUCUAUA
This is a messenger RNA of Frankliniella occidentalis (western flower thrips), 8860 nucleotides long. It is a transcript of the gene gek, whose product is annotated as serine/threonine-protein kinase Genghis Khan. Gene Ontology annotation, molecular function: protein serine/threonine kinase activity; ATP binding. The record is from RefSeq and is a predicted model, not a curated record. Gene Ontology annotation, biological process: peptidyl-threonine phosphorylation; actomyosin structure organization. The coding region runs from base 87 to 5513 and encodes 1808 amino acids. NCBI's taxonomy places the organism in Eukaryota, Metazoa, Arthropoda, Insecta, Thysanoptera, Thripidae. The transcript is spliced from 29 exons. Gene Ontology annotation, cellular component: cytoplasm; cytoskeleton.